Messenger RNA from Priapulus caudatus, 1344 nucleotides. RefSeq names its product WD repeat-containing protein 59-like. Gene Ontology annotation, molecular function: protein binding. The transcript has 13 exons. Lineage: Eukaryota; Metazoa; Priapulida; Priapulimorpha; Priapulimorphida; Priapulidae. The record is from RefSeq and is a predicted model, not a curated record. Bases 139 to 1344 code for a protein of 401 amino acids.
CAAAUUGGUAUGUACACAGCUGAGUGCAGGAACACAAGGGUACAUUGCUAGGAGUAAGACACUACGGCUACAAUAUAGUUUUCUAGACCCGAAUGAAGUGUGAGUGCUGCGCAGGUCGACAUAUUUAUAUAUUUCACGAUGGCCGGUAGAGGAUGGAGUGCAGAGAUCUUCGUUGCCGAAUAUCGCGAUUUGCAGGCGACUGCCAUGGGUGUGGAUCGCACAGGCCAAUAUGCAAUCCUAGCUGGUCGAAAGCAGCUUGCCAUCGUUGACCUUGACGACCCUAUAGAGAAAGUGAGGCGCAUCGCGCGCCAUAGCAAGUACGAGGUGGGAGUUGUGCAGUGGAAUCCACAUGAGUCACACAGGGACCUUUUUGUCGUCGCAAGUAACCAGAGCGCAGAAAUCAGCUGCUGGCUCGCUGACAAGGUCGAGUCAAAGGGCAUGCUUAAAGGUCACACCAGGGUCAUCAGUGAUCUGGACUGGUCUUACUUUGAUGCAGACUGGGUUGCUACGUGUUCAGUCGACACAUAUAUAUAUUUAUGGGAUAUCAGGGACACAAGAAAACCGGCCGUGUCCUUAUCUGCAGUGGCGGGAGCAUCGCAGGUGAAGUGGAACAAGAAAUCGUGCAAUCUCAUCGCUACGGCACAUGAGAGCGAUGUCAGGAUCUGGGAUCAACGGAAAGGCACGACGCCGGUGCAGUACAUCGCGGCGCACCUCUCCAAGGUGCACGGCCUAGACUGGAGCCCGACUCAGGAGUGGUCGCUCGCAACGUCCAGCCAGGACUGCCAUGUCAAGCUGUGGGACGUCUGCAACCCACGCAAGCCCGAGAGCACCAUCUCAUCCGGCGCCCCCGUGUGGCGCGCUCGCUAUACGCCGUUUGGCGAGGGGCUGGUGACGGUGGUCGUACCGCAGCUACGACGCGGUGACAACAGCCUACUGCUGUGGAACAUCAACGACGUCAGCGUUCCCGUCCACACGUUCGUCGGACACCAGGACGUCAUCCUAGAGUUCCAGUGGAGGAAGCUGGGGGAUGAUUCAAAGGAUUUUCAUCUGGUCACCUGGUCGAAGGAUCAAAGCCUCAGGAUCUGGAACAUAGAUUCACACCUGCAAAAGACGUGUCGUCACGACCUGCUUAACGACUCCGGUAACGAGGCAGACGUCGACUCGGCCGUCGAGGCGAUGUCGAACACAUCGCGAGACGCCCCCCGCGAGCAGCCGCCCCCCGUUGCCACGGCGACGCGCGCGGCCGCCGCCGUUGCCACGGUGACGUCGCCGGGACAGACGCUGCAGCAGGAGUUCUCUCUCGUUAACAUGCAGAUUGACAACAUCAGCAUCGACAGCCACUAA